Molecule: messenger RNA, 1539 nt
Organism: Symbiodinium natans
Lineage: Eukaryota; Dinophyceae; Suessiales; Symbiodiniaceae
Source: the annotation of a GenBank genome assembly
AUGCGCCUUGCGGGCGUCUGCCUCGCCUGCGAAGCGCUCACGACGGCACUGACAGCCGCCUACUGCGCUGUCGUGCUCCAUGACGUCACCUCCGCCCCCGAGGACCGCUUCAGCUCCGACAGCUGGUAUCAGAAUGGCUUCUGCCAAAGCCAUUUCGAGUUGUCAGACGGAGGACUUGUCUUGACAAGCCACGGGCUCUCUGCCCUCGCCGACAUCUUUGGCGGCUUCGCUCUGCUCCGCUGGAAUGCAGCAGCGCUGGAUCUGAAAUCCACACCAGGCCAUCGAGCUGUUCCCCUGCAACUAGCCAUUGUUGUGUCGGUGUUUACCAUGCUUCAUGGCCUUGCGCACGGCGUGAUCGGUUUCUUUGGUGGCCUGAAUGCAGACGUCCUCGACAACUUCCGUCCGCAGAAGGCCCCGCCUCUGCUUGCUUUGGCCGUGUUCCUUGCGAUGGCCUCGUUCCUGGCGGUGGGGCCUUUCGUAGGAUAUGUCCAUGGGAUCUCCUUGCCAGCGUGCGGCUUGAUCCAUGUCGUGUCUGUGUUGCUCUUCUUGGUGUACGUCCCUCUGCAGUUCGCCUUCGGGGCCGUGCAGCUGGUGCUCAACUUCUGGAUCUGUCUGCCUCGGCUGCUCCUCGUCAGCUCGAGGGAACCGCAGCAGGCUGCGGAGCGCGAGCGCGAUGGCUGGCCGGUGAUUAGUAUCGGUGUGCUCCUGCUGAUGCCUGUGGUGUUCUCAGAGAUGUUGCUGUGCGACUCCUUCGUCAAAGCUGCCUCAGGCCACCUCCUCUACGACAGCUCGCUGUUGAUUCUGACUACAGCCUACUCCAUUAGCAUACGACCCAGAGGGAAGAUCAAGAUGCUGGUCCUCGACGAGGCGGACGAGAUGCUCAACCGCGGCUUCAAGGAGCAGGUCUAUGACAUCUACCGAUACCUCCCGCCAUCCACGCAGGUCGUCUUGGUGUCGGCCACCAUGCCCCACGAGGUCCUUGAGAUGACUCACAAGUUCAUGAACAACCCUUUCCGGGUUCUGGUGAAGCGAGACGAGCUGACCUUGGAGGGCAUCAAGCAGUUCUUCGUGGCCGUCGAGCGCGAGCAGUGGAAAUUCGACACCCUCUGCGAUCUUUACGACACGCUGACCAUCACUCAGGCCGUCAUCUUCUGCAACACCAAGCAAAAGGUGGACUGGCUCACGCAGAAGAUGCGAGAUGCGAACUUCACCGUCGCCUCCAUCCACGGAGACAUGCCACAGAAGGAGCGUGACGCCAUCAUGCAGCAGUUCCGUUCGGGCACGAGCCGGGUGCUGAUCUCUACAGACCUCUGGGGUCGAGGCCUAGAUGUGCAGCAGGUCUCCUUGGUUAUUUGCUACGACCUGCCGAACAACCGAGAGCUGUACAUCCACCGAAUCGGCCGAUCGGGCCGUUUCGGAAGAAAGGGCGUCGCCAUCAAUUUUGUCAAAAAUGAUGACAUCCGAAUCCUGCGCGAUAUCGAGCAGUUCUACUCCACGCAGAUAGAUGAGAUGCCCAUGAACGUGGCGGACCUGAUCUGA